AUGUUUCCUGUAGGCUCUGGUAACAUGUUUGCUGUAGGCUCUGGUAACAUGUUUGCUGUAGGCUCUGGUAACAUGUUUGCUGUAGGCUCUGGUAACGCGUUUGCUGUAGGCUCUGGUAACGUGUUUGCUGUAGGCUCUGGUAACGUGUUUGCUGUAGGCUCUGGUAAUAUGUUUCCUGUAGGCUCUGGUAACAUGUUUGCUGUAGGCUCUGGUAACAUGUUUGCUGUAGGCUCUGGUAACAUGUUUGCUGUAGGCUCUGGUAACAUGUUUGCUGUAGGCUCUGGUAACGCGUUUGCUGUAGGCUCUGGUAACGUGUUUGCUGUAGGCUCUGGUAACGCGUUUGCUGUAGGCUCUGGUAACGUGUUUGCUGUAGGCUCUGGUAACGUGUUUGUUGUAGGCUCUGGUAACAUGUUUGCUGUAGGCUCUGGUAACGUGUUUGCUGUAGGCUCUGGUAACGUGUUUGCUGUAGGCUCUGGUAACGUGUUUGCUGUAGGCUCUGGUAACAUGUUUGCUGUAGGCUCUGGUAACAUGUUUGCUGUAGGCUCUGGUAACAUGUUUGCUGUAGGGUCUGGUAACAUGUUUGCUGUAGGCUCUGGUAACAUGUUUGCUGUAGGCUCUGGUAACAUGUUUGCUGUAGGCUCUGGUAACAUGUUUGCUGUAGGCUCUGAUAACAUGUUUGCUGUAGGCUCUGGUAACAUGUUUUCUGUAGGCUCUGGUAACAUGUUUGCUGUAGGCUCUGGUAACGUGUUUGUUGUAGGCUCUGGUAACAUGUUUGCUGUAGGCUCUGGUAACGUGUUUGCUGUAGGCUCUGGUAACGUGUUUGCUGUAGGCUCUGGUAACAUGUUUGCUGUAGGCUCUGGUAACAUGUUUGCUGUAGGCUCUGGUAACGUGUUUGCUGUAGGCUCUGGUAACGUGUUUGUUGUAGGCUCUGGUAACGUGUUUGCUGUAGGCUCUGGUAACAUGUUUGCUGUAGGCUCUGGUAACAUGUUUGCUCUAAGUCCCCGCAUUAUUCAUAUCUUAUAA
Procambarus clarkii (red swamp crayfish) is the source of this 1023-nucleotide messenger RNA. NCBI's taxonomy places the organism in Eukaryota, Metazoa, Arthropoda, Malacostraca, Decapoda, Cambaridae. The record is from RefSeq and is a predicted model, not a curated record.